UGCAAACAUUACCGCUCAAAUUUCCCCUCGCAAAACCAUGGCAGGGAAAGGGUCCAAGAAGGCCAGGCGGCCCCGCAAAAGAAAGCCUAACCUCCAGGCCUGGGCUAACAAUGAUCGCCUCCAGCUCCUGGCAUAUCUCAAUUGGUGUGUGCAAUACGAAGUCGACUUUGAGGCUACAGUGAUGGGUCAUUUGAAGGAUAUCACAGGGAAGGACUUCUCUUUCCGACAGAUUCGGGACAAGCUCCGGAGAGAAUGGAACAACUAUGGGACAUGCGACAAUUUCGAAGACUUAUAUUCACAAGGCACAGCAGCCCUUAAUCCGGCGGAAGCAGAGGACCAAGUCAUCCAGCAGAUGCUUGCUCGCCUCGGCUCUCCUCCUCGGUCCCGAUACCUGUUGCGGCGCGCUUCAUCUGCGCCCAAAUCAAGAUCGCGCACCUCGUCGACAGUCCGAGGGACACCGAUGUCUUCAACUUUGGAAGCAGCGGGCCCGUCUCGACCCUCUAACUCUCACGAUGGACUUGGAGACACUCAGAAAAGAAAAGCCCUUAGUGCUGUGAGCAACAAUCUCAACGAAUGCGAGCUUGGUCGCGCAUCCUCCGUCGACAAGAAAGGGGAAGCCGAUCUAGACCCUGGCACGAUUUCUGACAGCGAAUGCUCUGAGAUGACGGAACUGGGCGAUACACCAGAUCCCCCACUGCAGCAGCUCGACAAGGAGUUGGACUGCACGACAAAAGCACAGAUGCUCGACGAGUUAGAGGCUUUACGAACCGAGCUUCUGAAGGAAAAGGCCCGCGUGUUCACACUGAGAAGCCGCCUAUCAGAGACGCAGAGGGAGAUGGAUGAACUGCACAACAGCAGUCAGGCUGCAAACACAGGUCAAUACAACUUCCGACAGCAGAUUUCCUAUCUCUUGGGACAACUCGAAGCCAAGGACCGCCUGUGGCAGGACACCGUAGCAUUCAGAGCCGACACUUUCAGCUUCUCGAGGGAUGCUAUCAAACCAGAGUAUAAUCUGCUCUACCAUGGGAUCAACGAAGCAAGCUCAUUCAUCUGCGAGAUGAGUCCCGAUGAGGAGGAUUUCCCUCGGCAGAGAAGCCAGUAUCAGCAAUCUGCACAAACCUGGGCAGUUAAAGCCUCCGGCUGGAAGUUAGAGCGUCUUCUCUCCUACAGUCACGAGGAAGGGAUCCUAAAGGAGAAGCUUUUCGCAUCCUUGGCCACAGCAGGGGUUUUCGAGCUCAUCUUCGAAUCAGUCCUUCCCGACAUCUUGGCUCUCGAGUCACCUCUCCUGCAUCAGUACAGAAAACAUAUUCGAACCAAGAACGGGCGGCAAGCCCUACAUGAGCUCGAUCUAAUGGCCCUCAAGUCACUCACUUCAGAAGAGCACUUCACGAGUGAGGUUCUUCCAGAAAGAGCCAAGUCGCUCGCCGAGUUUAUGAUGAGGAUUCUACAGCUCUUCUUGCCCCUGGAGAGUCAGGAUAUCGAUCGCCGCUAUCAACAAGAGAUCUUGGGGGCCGGCAGUCUCGAGACCGUCCUAACUCAGGCCUUGCGUCUGAAACUUCAUUUUGCCCUUUCUAAAGGGCGUUUCCAAUUCCACUUCUUCAAGCCCGGCGUUCCCUUUGAUGCCAGAAGCAUGAACCAGGAUACUUCGUGUACCGCAGGGUCUGGCGGCGGUAGUAAAUGCAGGCAAGAUGGUGUUAAGCUGUGCCUUCUCCCAGCUCUGUAUUUCUUGCCGCAGGAAGAGGGAGAUCAUAGAGGGACACCCGAGUAUCUUGAGACACACUCGAAUAACACUCGUAAUCAUUGUCUAGCAGAGGCGAGGCCAGAAGAUCUCGAGUUACUUGAUAUUGUAGCAAAGGGCGUCGUAUUGAUAUAAGCGGCCCCAGGACAGCCUAUGAGAGGCCAAGCAAAGGAAUAGAUAUAUACGUGCUGAAUUAUAGAGGUUGUCAUGCAAACAUUAGAGCGAGAUGAACUUAUAUCACUG
Ilyonectria robusta is the source of this 1981-nucleotide messenger RNA. RefSeq lists its product as uncharacterized. The annotation marks the transcript as partial. Lineage: Eukaryota; Fungi; Ascomycota; Sordariomycetes; Hypocreales; Nectriaceae. The transcript has 3 exons. The record is from RefSeq and is a predicted model, not a curated record.